Messenger RNA from Purpureocillium takamizusanense, 483 nucleotides. RefSeq names its product Beta-mannosidase. The transcript has 2 exons. The record is from RefSeq and is a predicted model, not a curated record. Gene Ontology annotation, biological process: glycoprotein catabolic process. Gene Ontology annotation, molecular function: beta-mannosidase activity. Lineage: Eukaryota; Fungi; Ascomycota; Sordariomycetes; Hypocreales; Ophiocordycipitaceae. Bases 1 to 483 code for a protein of 160 amino acids.
AUGAAUUUGGCCACUAUCCGACUGUUAGUCGCCUCAUUUUGGGUCUCGGUGGCAGCGGCACGCUUCACAGCCAUCUCGUCUUCGGGUGCUGAAUGCGUCGACAUUGGCGGACGCUGUCACGCGACUAAUGGCAAUGGUUCCGUGUCCAUCCCGGCAACCGUGCCAGGCCUGAUCCAGACGGAUCUUUACGCUGCCGGCGUACUCCCGGAUCCCUUCCUGGACAAUAACUUCGAGCUGUACAACUGGGUCCCGCACGACAACUGGACAUUCUCGCGAUCUUUGCCGCGGUCCUCACCCAAGGGCAAGCAGUGGUCUGAGUUCAAGAGAGUAUACGUCGUAUUUGAAGGAAUUGACACGGCCGCCAAUGUCCGACUGGAUGGCCAGGCCGUCGGGUUCGCCGACAACCAGUUCAGGCAAUGGGCGUUUGACGUGACCAAGCAUAUCACCAAGCGAUCUGAACUAGAACUGCAAGUCGAAAUCUAG